Aspergillus chevalieri is the source of this 417-nucleotide messenger RNA. RefSeq lists its product as uncharacterized. NCBI's taxonomy places the organism in Eukaryota, Fungi, Ascomycota, Eurotiomycetes, Eurotiales, Aspergillaceae. The coding region runs from base 1 to 417 and encodes 138 amino acids. The transcript has a single exon. The record is from RefSeq and is a predicted model, not a curated record.
AUGCAAACAACACUGUAUAACGCCCUCAUACGAACCCACCACAUCACAUCCCGCAAGAAGGUCUCCACCCUGAAACGCGCCGCCGACACGUACAACUGCUUCGUCCUUCUUCGCUCCGGCGGCUGUCCGGGAAUUAUGUACGUCGAGUCGAAGGAGAAAGAUUCUGUUGAGUCGUGGGUGAAUACGGUGCGGAACCUGCGUUAUAAGGACUUUCAACUCGUUACACGGCCGGAUAUCAUGACGGACGAGAAGGGCACUUUGAAUCGUGCACGGAUUGAGCCGCCGCGGUCCAAGAAAACUGAGAAGACAUCUAAAGCUGGACUAUCUGAGGUAGAUACGGUAAAGGAGUUUGGGAGUUUGAUGGAGCAGCGUGGUGUAUGGCAGUGGUGGAGGAAGGGAAUGGGGUACACGAGCUGA